Molecule: messenger RNA, 847 nt
Organism: Capsicum annuum
Lineage: Eukaryota; Viridiplantae; Streptophyta; Magnoliopsida; Solanales; Solanaceae
Product: ergosterol biosynthetic protein 28
Exons: 3
Coding region: 155-544 (129 amino acids)
Cellular component (GO): endoplasmic reticulum; membrane
Molecular function (GO): protein-macromolecule adaptor activity
Source: RefSeq, a predicted model, not a curated record
AUGUUAAAAUUACUCUAUAAUGUCGGAAAAGAUACUGGGACCAAAACCAAACGAGCCCCAAGUGUUUUAAGUAGUGUAGUUCAAAAGUCAAAACGGGGCGGAGGAAACAAGGUGCUGUGCCUGUGCGCGCGCCUGAGAGGAAAAGGGAAGAGAGAUGAAGCUGUUAGGAUGGUGGUUAAUGCUAGUUGGUACUCUUCGUCUAGCAUCAGUAUGGUUCGGUUUCGUCGACAUAUGGGCUCUUCGUCUCGCUGUUUUCUCCAAAACCACAAUGACAGAAGUUCAUGGAAGGACAUUUGGAGUGUGGACCCUUCUAACGUGCACUCUUUGCUAUCUUUGUGCAUUUAACCUUCACGACAGGCCUUUGUAUCUGGCAACCUUGUUAUCGUUCUUUUAUGCCUUCGGUCAUUUCUUGACAGAGUUCUUGAUCUAUCAGACAAUGGAAAUAAAAAAUCUUAUUACUGUUGGUAUAUUUGCAGGCACAUCUAUAGUUUGGAUGUUGUUGCAGUGGAAUGCACACCAACAGGUCAAAACUAAGAGUCCAUAGAAGUGAAUCCACAGCAGUGGCUUGAAGCAGAUUUAUGGAAUGUCGCUCCUUUCAAACUAUGCUUCUGCUACUGCAAUGUAUGGCUCGAAGUUUCAGGUGGGAAAUCAUAGUUUCAUGGUUGAGCUCUGGAAAAAUCCCUCCUGGAACUUCUUAGUCCCCAAUUUCUUAGUGUAAUGUCUUAGUGCCAGCUUUUCUUUGUCUGUCUUUUUAAGCAAUAGGAAGGAUUGUCUAUCUCAAACUUGUUCAUUGGAAUUUUUCAAAUAUUUUCUUAAACAUGGAAUGCCCCACGGUUUUUGUUUUCUA